UAGCAGAGACAAUUUAGAGAAAAACAAUGACACAAAGGCAUAGAGCUUUGAGCUGUGUUCACCAUGUUCCUUAAAACCAUUCUCCUUCUGCUGUUUCUAGCUCUUGUACGAUCAUCGAUCUCAGAACGCUUCGAUCGAAAAGAUUCCGCCCCUUCCCUCGCAGAUGUCCAAAAAGGGUCGAAUCGAGGGUUAGUUUUGGUGAAUCCAAAGCAAGUGCAACCCUUGGAGAAGACGAUUCGACGCUUUCUAACCAAAAUAGCGGAGCCUGUGAAGAGGCCGAUUAUACUAACAAGAAGAUUCAAGGAGGACGAUGUGCAAUCAACGAUUCGAGAAAUGUGCGACUCGGUGCGCAAAAGGCUAAUGCAAUUUGCUAAAGAUUGCGGACUGAGGACCACUGUUCGUCGCUACGAACAAGCCUCGAACAAUGUUUCGCUGUCCGAGGAUUGGUUUUCUGAAACGUUGCUGCAGGGAGCAUAUCUGUUGCGCGAUCUGGGGAACAUGAUCAACGAGAUCGAGGGUGAAAUUGAUCUGCUUGCCGGUGGACCCAAUGCCACGACACAGGGAAGCAAGGAAUUGACUCAACAAGAUGGCAGCUUCCAGUUCCUAGGCGUCGUGUAUGACGCAGCAGACUUUGGCGACAGGCUGUCCCAGUGUCUCCUGCAGCUGUCAAAAGGAGGGUUCAGAAGGUCCUUCGUCCUCAAUCGAGCCUUCCUCAAUCUGACUAGGCAUCCACCAGACGUUGUAGUGAGGACUCUGAGGUCCAGCGCGGGUGGGGCAUUGUUAGACAACAAAAGUCGAAGGAGACGCGGGUCCUGGCGCGUUGCCCUUUGUUUUUCCAUCAUGAAGGCCGAGGGAAUUAAUUUCGAAGAUUGCAUGCGCGACGUGCAGGACCUAGAAAGGUGUUUGUACAGCAUGAGGCAACAGAGCAAAGAGGACGUCGAGGAGAAAUCGUGGAUGAAGGCGAUCCAACGGUUGAGCGACUGCAAGAUUCACUCGGACGAGCAGGGAAAGGUGAUGGUGUCUUGCAAAACCAACCGCGGAACGCCGAGGACGGCCAAACAGAAGUUGAAAUAUGUGUUCGAGAGGAUCCUGGAUAAGAAGAUACCGAAACGAUCGCCUCUGCACAGAGCUGCUGAUGAUUUGGGCGACACUUUGUCCGGCAGCCAAUUGGGGCUUAAGUUCGUUGAUGAGUUGUAUCAGUGUUUCGGAAUUUACGACGAGGGACUAAAGAAAUUGAAGAGACUGUCAACUCCCGGCGGGAAAGACAAGACAGCCGCAGCAAGGUACAAAGAAGUCUCCAAGGCACUACGAAUGUACAAAAAUGGCGUAUUCGCGAGAACGUUCGGUGCAAUAGGGAAGAUGCAUCGUUCUGCAACAGAGUUUGAGAAAGUACUCAUAAACGGGAUCAAAGUCACUUUUAACGAGACUUGGCAGAGCCACGUGAGGAUUUUUUCCAGCAUGAUGGAGUGGAUGAAUAACCUGCUGGAGCUCCAUGGCGGCGCGAACAGUGAAAAUAUACAAUCGUCGCCAGACGCAAGCACGGCGGUCGAAGCGUCGAACGAAAACGAAGACUCCAAUAUGGAGGACAGUUCUGAAAGUGGCUGGCGUCAUGUUGCUGUAACUCGUUCUAAAGCUGAGGUUAUGAAAGAGGUGGACGCCUCCAUGAACGAUUUAAUGGCGUCCAUGAAUCGCGUUAGCAGACUUAGGAGCACGAACGACAAAAGCAUGUUGGCUUGUCUGGCGAAUAAUCUUCUGUUGGUUACAAUGUUCAUGGAAACUAUGGGCUUUGUUUCCACUUUGUUCUGCUUUGGACAGCCCACCAAUGGCGGACAGAGUUCCAUGGAGUUUGACGACGAAUUGAGACGCACGCGCAGAUCGCUGCCCUUUGUGGAGAAUCAAGAUUUUGAUCCGAUUGUAGAGGAUUUUUUAGUCCUCCAAUUUUAUGAAAACAUCACGUCAAAUAUUCGCAAAAAUUGAUCCGAUCCUUUUAAAAGGAUCGAGAAUUAUUUUUCCAGGUGGAUGAAGAAAUAAUGUAGUAAAUAAAAUAGCUGUAUCGACGUUAACG
This is a messenger RNA of Colletes gigas, 2065 nucleotides long. RefSeq lists its product as uncharacterized. NCBI's taxonomy places the organism in Eukaryota, Metazoa, Arthropoda, Insecta, Hymenoptera, Colletidae. Bases 64 to 1977 code for a protein of 637 amino acids. The transcript is spliced from 5 exons. The record is from RefSeq and is a predicted model, not a curated record.